AUGGGUAACGCAAUAACCCGCCUCACACACCACAAGUCGCGCCACACGCAUCGCGAAAUCGACGUUUCUGUUCCACCGCCCGAUCAGGUCGAUGGAGAAAGAGUACUUCCGCCGCGCAAACCGUCCCUCAACCCAGUCACAGAAGACAUCAUCAGCGCGACGGAAAAGGGCAUGAUUUCUGAAAACCUGCUGUGUUCGAGUCUGCCGAGUCCCGCGGUGCGGAGGGCGGGUGGACAGGCGCGGUCGUAUUUUCCUGACACGGGGCGGGGAGGGUCGGUCGAGUCGGAUGGGAGUCACAGUGAAGCGUCGACAAUGGGGAGGACGAGGAGUGUGAGGUGGAAAGGGCAGGAUACUUGA
Messenger RNA from Parastagonospora nodorum SN15, 357 nucleotides. RefSeq lists its product as hypothetical. The record is from RefSeq and is a predicted model, not a curated record. NCBI's taxonomy places the organism in Eukaryota, Fungi, Ascomycota, Dothideomycetes, Pleosporales, Phaeosphaeriaceae. Bases 1 to 357 code for a protein of 118 amino acids. The transcript is spliced from 2 exons.